AUCUUUCAUUACUAAUAAGAAAUUAUAAUUUAAAGCACUGUGGUCUUUGUUUGAUACCUGAGUUGAACUCUGAAUAUGUAAGCAAAAAGAAGUGUGUUGGAAAUUUCAGAAAUAGCUGACUUGCAAAACAAUUUUUGUUUUAUGAAACUAUUUCAAAAGUGUAGUAAGAACUUUUCUUAUGGUUUUCAAAAAUAAUUAUAAAAAACUAAAUUGAUUUAUUCCUUUGAGACUAGUUAGUGGAUAGUACUUUUAUACUUCCAAGCCCAUGACUGAGAAAUAUGAAUGGGUUUAUCUCUCUGAUCUUGGAGUGAGGUAACGUGGUGUUGUGAAAAACCUUAGUACUAUAGUCAGUGACAAAUGUGAGCCAAAAAAGAGUGGAAUUUUGUGUGGUUGCAUAUAUUUUAUUACAACAGACAUGCUUUAAGUAUUUUAUUCUAAAGAAAAUAGAAUUUUAUGCUUAAUCUAUCAAAUAUAGUGGUAAAAUUAAUUGUUUGCAUGGUUUAUUGUCACACUGAAACAAAGGUCAGCUGCACUGGUGCCGUUUCUGAAGUCUUUGUUCAGAAACUCAUGUUACUUGUAAUUAUAGAAGACAGUUCAGAAAAAUCAACAUGAUUAAGGAAGUUUUAGUUCAAAUAAACCCAAGAUUUUUAAAUGUGCUCUUAAAUGAAAGGAAAUCAGAUCAGGGAGACGUUUUUAGGAAAUGUCAAAUGUCCUGUGGAAUUUAAAAUAAAUUCCAAAUAAGUCUGUUUAAAAUAAAAUCUUUUUAUCUUCAGAUAUUGAUUAACUGAGCCCACAAUCACUUUCAAAUCAGUGGAAAGGCUGUUGAACUGAUGAUUUGUAAUUUACUAAAUUAUUUGCUUUUACUGAUGCCGUGAAAGUGAAAGUCGCUCAGUCGUAUCCAACUCUUUGGGGCCCUGUAUAGUCCAUGGAAUUCUCCAGGCCAGAGUAUUGGAGUGGGUAGCCUUUCCCUUCUCCAGGGAAUCUUCCCAACCCAGGGAUUGAACCAAAUUGUGGGUGGAUUCCUUACCAGCUGAGCCACAAGGGAAGUCCAGGAAUACUGGGUAACCUAUCGCUUCUCCAACGGAUCUUCCCGAUCCAGGAAUCAAACCAGGGUCUCCUGUAUUGCAGGUGGAUUCUUUACCAACUGAGCUAUCAGAGAAGCCCAAAUAAAUAAAUAAAAGGAAGAUAUUUGGAUUGUUUCCAAUGUGGAACUAUUAUGAAUGAAGUUACUAUGAAGAUUCACAUCUAUGAAACCCACGUAGUCGAAUAUCACGAUGCUUCUCCUGUAGGGAGUGUGAUGAGGAGCAGAGUUUGGCUUUGGAGUGCCCGGAACCAGAAAAAUUGCCGAGGACUCGGAGCCCAGCCCUGACCACUAGAGAGCCCACAACACAAUGAACAAAUUGAACUUCCAUAACAACAGAGUCAUGCAAGACCGCCGGAGUGUGUGUAUUUUCCUUCCUAAUGAUGAAUCUCUGAACAUCAUCAUAAAUGUCAAAAUUCUGUGUCACCAGUUACUGGUCCAGGUGUGUGACCUACUCAGGCUAAAGGACUGUCACCUAUUUGGACUCAGUGUUAUACAAAAUAAUGAACACGUAUAUAUGGAGUUGUCACAAAAGCUUUAUAAGUAUUGUCCAAAAGAAUGGAAGAAAGAAGCCAGCAAGGUACGACAAUACGAAGUCACUUGGGGAAUUGAUCAGUUUGGACCUCCUAUGAUCAUCCACUUCCGUGUGCAGUAUUAUGUGGAAAAUGGUAGAUUGAUCAGUGACAGAGCAGCAAGAUACUACUAUUACUGGCACCUGAGAAAACAAGUUCUUCAUUCGCAGUGUGUGCUCCGAGAGGAGGCCUACUUCCUGCUGGCAGCCUUUGCACUGCAGGCUGAUCUUGGGAACUUCAAAAGGAAUAAGCACUAUGGAAAAUACUUUGAGCCUGAGGCUUACUUCCCAUCUUGGGUUGUUUCCAAGAGAGGGAAGGACUACAUCCUGAAGCACAUUCCAAACAUGCACAAAGAUCAGUUUGCACUCACAGCUUCUGAGGCUCAUCUUAAAUAUAUCAAAGAGGCUGUCCGACUGGAUGACGUCGCUGUUCACUACUACAGAUUGUAUAAGGAUAAAAGGGAAAUUGAAGCUUCUCUGACCCUUGGAUUGACCAUGCGGGGAAUACAGAUUUUUCAGAAUUUAGACGAAGAGAAACAAUUACUUUAUGAUUUCCCUUGGACCAAUGUUGGAAAGUUGGUGUUUGUGGGUAAGAAGUUUGAGAUUCUCCCAGAUGGCUUGCCUUCUGCCAGGAAGCUCAUCUACUACACAGGGUGCCCCAUGCGCUCCAGACAUCUUCUGCAGCUCCUGAGCAACAGCCAUCGCCUCUACAUGAACCUGCAGCCCGUUCUGCGCCACAUCCGGAAGCUGGAGGAAAACGAAGAGAAGAAGCAGUACCGGGAGUCUUACAUCAGCGACAACCUGGACCUCGACAUGGACCAGCUGGAGAAGCGGUCGCGGGCCAGUGGGAGCAGCGCCGGCAGCAUGAAGCACAAGCGCCUGUCCCGUCACUCGACCGCCAGCCACAGCAGCUCCCACACCUCGGGCAUCGAGGCCGACACCAAGGCCCGGGAUGCGGGCCCCGAGGACGCCUACCCCGGCAGUGCCAUCCACCGCAAGCUGAAAACCUGCAGCUCCAUGACCAGCCACGGCAGCUCCCACACCUCCGGGGUAGAGAGUGGCGGCAAGGACCGGCUGGAGGAGGAUUCGCAGGACGACGAAAUAGAGAUGUUGGUUGAUGACCCCAGAGACCUGGAGCCAAUGAAUGAAGAGUCCUUGGAAGUCAGCCCAGACAUGUGCAUCUACAUCACAGAGGACAUGCUCCUGUCACGGAAGCUGAACGGACACUCCGGAUUGAUUGUGAAAGAAAUCGGUUCUUCCACCUCCAGCUCCUCAGAGACGGUAGUCAAACUGCGUGGCCAGAGCACCGAUUCUCUUCCACAGACUAUAUGUCGAAAACCAAAGACCUCCACCGAUCGACAUAGCUUGAGCCUCGAUGACAUCAGACUGUACCAGAAGGACUUCUUGCGCAUUGCAGGACUGUGUCAGGACACUGCUCAGAGUUACACCUUUGGGUGUGGCCAUGAACUGGAUGAGGAAGGCCUCUACUGCAGCAGCUGCUUGGCUCAACAGUGUGUCAACAUCCAAGAUGCUUUUCCAGUCAAAAGAACCAGCAAAUACUUCUCUCUGGAUCUCACCCACGAUGAAGUUCCAGAGUUUGUUGUUUAAAGGACCUCUGUGUGCAGCUGUCUGGACAGCCUGCUGCUUGCUAGAGGCUGUGAAAGCCAUGGGUUCUUUCUUUACCUAUUACUUGUGCCAUAUUUUCUUCACCCCAGACAUAUCUUUUUCUUUAUAAUAGUUGUGAUGGAAAUAAAAGCCGUGGGACAGUUGCACUUUAAGUAUUACACAGGAGGAAAAGGACUACAGAGAAUGUAUAGCAAGACAAGUGCCCGGAAGUUCACUGAUCCUUUGAAAGGAAAUGUGCUUUACUGGUUACCAAACCUUCAGGAUAUCAGACUGCGGUGUGUGUAUGCAUUGUUUUGUUUUCCAGUUCAAUUACGUGUAACAUCACUUUUUUUUUUUUAUCAUGUGAAAGAUGUUGUUGUGUUUCUUUGUUUGCUUGUAUGUUUUUUUCCUACCACUCCCUCAUGAAAUGCUGGUGGUUUGAGGGAGGAGAGAGAGAAGAGGCUCUCAUCUUUUUAAGAGAGAGACAGUUGCCCAGUCAUAGCCAUUGCCACCCCGCUGGGGCUGUCCCAAAGUGAACAGGAAUGAAGCAGUCGAAUCAAGUGGUUCCAGCACGCCAAAGAUGCAUCAUCACAGAAGUGCAGCCCAAGGUCAACAAGAUGUGAAUCGAGCAAUAACCAAAAGAUGGUGCGGUGAGGCCUGUGACUGCUUCACGCUGGUGAAGUGCCACGUCCUUCUCCUGCUCUUCCAGAAAGCUCUAGGACUCAGCCGAGUCCCUUGUCCAAGUAACAGAUUGGUUGUGUUCAUGCCACAAUUAAUUUUGUGGAGUUUCCAAAACCAGUUUCUGUUAAAACUGUAGAAAUGUUUUAGAAUAUGUUUAUACUUGGUGGUUUGUUUUUUUGAAUCAAGAAUAAAUUAUGGUAAUGUUGGUUUCUGCCUAACCAAAAUAUCCCAACUAUACAUAUAUGUGAUACAUAUAUAAAUACAUAAGAUUGUGUGUUUAUAUGUGUCUGAAGCUUACCACCUUUUCAUCUAUGAAAGAUAGACAGCUCCCAUAUCUGUCUUACAUACAUGGUCUUUCUUGUUGGGUGCAGAGGAUGUUUGGUGUCACUGAAUGAAUGAUGCCUACAGACAAUCAGCUGAUAGAUACACAGUUAAGAAUGACUAUUUUCUCAUGGGUCUUUUGCCAUAGUUCUCAACCCUGGUUGCAUCAUGGAAUUAUCUGGGGAGCUUUGAAAAAACUAACAAUGUCUGGGUACCACCUCAGAUGAAUUAAAUCAGUGUCUUGUGGUGAGACCCAGGUGAAAAUUGCCUUUUCUUUUGAAGUUUCCAGAUGGAGCUAGUAUGUAACAGGAUUGAAAACCACCAAUCCCGAGGAUGUCUUUUUUAUUAACUUUGACGUAUAUAGAAAGUGUUAGUGUUUGAGAAAAGGUCAUCUUUAGGACAGUUCCUGCCACUGCUGUUAGGAUAUAUAAUAAAAUCAAGUCAGGAGCGUGAACUUACUCACCUACAGAUGUACGGUAACAGUGUUGCUUGCACUUCAGGAAAGUACUUUAGCACAAUGUCUUUCUAUGAGAUGUUUUUAAUGAUUUCAUAUAUUUACAACAUUUGUUUACCAUAUUUUGAUAUACCAUUUUUUCUAUCUACCAAGUUUUAUUAAAAAAAAACUAUAUUAUUUUCUAAAGAAACAGUCAUAUUUUUAUACGAAAUUAAGUUUUCAGGUAACAAAGAAAUAGUCUUAGGGUACAGCAGAACCUACAGUGUUCCCCAUGGAUGGGGGUCAGUAUUAUAAACACGUGGAGAAUGAGAACAAGCUCUACCUGCAUUGCCCCUCACAUUUUUCCCCCGUGUGGAUGUGAAAGGGCAGCGGGUACACACAAGUCUGGUCAACUUGGUUUAACUUGACACUUUAAAAGGAAAAAAAUUCUAUAGAGUGCUAUAGUCAGGAAAUUAUUUUGCUUUUAUCAAAUGUUUGAAAGAACCAAAGUUUCAGAUAUCAGAAUGUAUUAAAGUAUCUCAAACUUUGUAUAUAAAAGGAUGAAAGUAUGAAAGGAUCAUCUAAUGACUGUUACUUGUAAGUCAUUAAAUAAUCUACCAUUUCUUAUAGAUGCUUAAGAGACAAAUUCUGAUGAAGUUUGACCCUAAAAAGCCCAGAUCAUAAAUGUGGUGCAUUUCCUUAGCUCUUAGUGUUUCUUGUUUAAACAUCAAAAAAAAAAUAUUUAAUUAAGUACAUAAUGCUUUAUACUUUUAUUUUCUCUCUACUUCAAACAGAAUCAGGCCUUUAGGGUUUUGCCAGCAUCGUUAGUGGUUUUGCACACCCUCUUUCUAAUUGGAUUUAUGAAUAGUCUUGUGGGUUUUCAAAAAUGAGACAUGCUAAGGACAUUUUUGCUUUUUGAUCCAUUGCGGCAGAAUUAUAUAUAUGUAUAUGAAAAUCCAUUUUGAAUAUCUACAUUUUUGUAUUUGGAAAUUGUUUUAAAAAAUAAAGGAAAAGUAUAAACCUGAUAUUUAUUCUGCAUUUGUUAAUAUCCAUUGCUAGUCAGUAUACCAGUUUGGUAUAUAUUGCCUCUACACGUCUGCAUUUGUAUUUGCAACAAUGAACUUUAUAUCUGCAUAAAUUGUAAAUAAUCCUUUCUGUGAAAGGAUCAUCAUGUUAAGAUGAUACCAAAAGUGUGUUUAAAAAAACUGCAUUAUUUUGUAAUUAUUCUUAUAAGGAUUUCAUGGUAAGAUUAGCAGUCAAUAAAGUUACUUUUUAUUUGUC
Molecule: messenger RNA, 5973 nt
Organism: Dama dama (fallow deer)
Lineage: Eukaryota; Metazoa; Chordata; Mammalia; Artiodactyla; Cervidae
Gene: FRMD6
Product: FERM domain containing 6
Exons: 15
Coding region: 1392-3260 (622 amino acids)
Biological process (GO): positive regulation of hippo signaling
Cellular component (GO): cytoskeleton; cytoplasmic side of apical plasma membrane
Source: RefSeq, a predicted model, not a curated record